UACUAGCUGUUUGUCUGGCGUCGAGCAAACGCACUCAGCUGGCCCGUGAAAUGUCCUUUGACAUUUCGUCUUAGUGAGGCUGCGGGGUUCAAGGUGCUAGCUAAUAGCUCGAGCUUAUGGAACUAAAACAGUCUGAUAAUUCACAAAUGCAUAGAUCAAGAUUCACAAAUGCACAGAAUGAUAUUCACAAAUGCACAGAAUGAGAUCCACAAACGAAAAGAACAAGAUUCACACUUGUAUUUUUGAUGCCAACAUAAAUUAAAUAUGUCUUGAUUUACAAGCUGCUUCUGGCCUGUGAGCUGGGCUGCAUUUGUGUGUGAAUUUUAGACUCCCCUGUCGUCUCAAUCCACAAAUGUCUUCUUUUUUAUUUAUUUAUCUUUAAUAAAUGGUCCAUCUGGACGAUCAGCAACCAGUAGAUAGCUUCAUUGUUUCAGUCAAUCAUAUGAACGGACCCUCAGGUUGGGGUAACCUGUAGCCGUGUGUAAGCACAGACGAUUUAGACCUCAGCCUGACUUCUGGCAGCAGAGGAUCGAUUCUCAGCAAUGGUGAAGAUUUUUGUGGGGAACCUUCCCCGAGAAGCUACCGAGGAUGAGAUCAAGGAGCUCUUCGAGGAGCACGGCACGGUCACCGAGUGCGCCAUCAUCAAGAACUUCGCCUUUGUCCAUAUGGAUGACCGUAAGGCUGCCACCAAAGCCAUCAGGACCCUUCAUCUGCACAAGCUCCACGGCACACCGAUCAACGUCGAGGCCAGUCAUGGGAAGAACCAGGGCCCGGUGAAACUACAUGUAGCCAAUGUAGAAAAAGGAGCUGAUGACGAACUCCGUGCUCUGUUUGAAGAGUACGGUACGGUCACAGAGUGUGCUGUUGUCAAGAAUUUUGCUUUUGUGCACAUGCCCAACUAUGAUGAGGCCAUGGAUGCUAUCAAAGGGCUUGAUAAUUCUGAGUUUCAAGACAAACGCAUCCACGUUCAGGUUUCUAAGAGCCGACCUAGGUAUGAAGAAUGUGAAGACUACCCACCUCCUCCCCCUGACAGGGGAGGCUACUGGCCUCCACACUAUCCAGGAGAGCGGCCUGAGCCUCCCCCACCUGGCUACCUGAGGGCUCGCCCCAUGCCCCCUGGUUACCCAGGUCCUCCUCUGCCACCCCCUCCCCCCAGGAGGGCGGCUUAUCCUGAGCGGCCCUAUGACAGCGAAAGGGAGCGAUACAGUGUAGUAGAUUACUACGAGAAAUACCGAGCUCGUCCGUAUGCCAUGUCUCCCUAUGAAGAGCAUCGUGCUAUACCCCCACCUCCUCCGCCUCCGCCCUCUUCUGUCGUUCGAGACCGCCUUAUGACCUCACCGCUUAAUCCAUAUGAGCGUCGGCCCCUCCCUCCACCCCCUCCGCCUCCCCCCUCAUCGUACUACGCCCGAGAUCGCAGCCCAAUCCGGAGGGCUCCUAACGCACCGUUACCCCCUCCGCCCAGUAACGGCUAUGCCUACGAUCGCUCUCCAUACGCAGUUCCACGUGCAAGGGACCCCUAUGCGGACCGGCUGCCUCCGCCACCACCUGCACGCUACGCAUACUAAUGCGACACGUCAGCAUUUUGAAGGAUUGUUGUCCGACUGCGUCGCCGCUUCCUGAUUCACGUGACUUUAUCCUCUUCCUGUCUGCGGCUGAGCGCGUUUCGUUCCUCUACGACACUCAAAAGGAACUGAAUUCUUUACGUCAAUGGCUGUUUGUUUGGUUUUAGUGAUUAGAAUAUGUUUUUUCCUUCUUCUGACUGUUUUAGUAUUGAAUUGUACUGUAAAAUACUUACUGGCAAACAUCUGAA
Molecule: messenger RNA, 1810 nt
Organism: Poecilia latipinna (sailfin molly)
Lineage: Eukaryota; Metazoa; Chordata; Actinopteri; Cyprinodontiformes; Poeciliidae
Product: RNA-binding protein 4.1-like
Exons: 4
Coding region: 543-1565 (340 amino acids)
Cellular component (GO): nucleus
Molecular function (GO): mRNA binding
Source: RefSeq, a predicted model, not a curated record